Molecule: messenger RNA, 2943 nt
Organism: Striga asiatica
Lineage: Eukaryota; Viridiplantae; Streptophyta; Magnoliopsida; Lamiales; Orobanchaceae
Source: the annotation of a GenBank genome assembly
AAUUAAAGCACCUUCAACCUGCCAACACACGACUGCACAAAGGCCUCUCUCUCUCUCAAAUUCAUCACUCGCCGGAUCUGAGUUUUGUUCCAAAUAGACAGAGUUGGAUCUCUCCCCACACAAUCUCCCACAGUUGCCUUGCCUUGCAUACGUUUAUACACUUCAGCCGACAGUAGAAGAUUCGCGCCUGAUAAAUUGAGCCGGGCCCCCAGCUUGCUAUGGAUCGGUCUUUGUGAACCGGAUUUCCAUGGCAGGUGGCAGACAAUGAGCAGAGCCGGAGAAGAGGAAGACAAUGAGCGCUUUCACGACUCUCUCGACCGUCUCCUCUCUUCUUCCAACACUUCCUGCUCUUGCUCCCCCUCAAACUCCGACGAUGAAUGCACUUCCGAUUUCACCCGGACCGUGCCCAAAUUCCCCCUCGGCGUCUCCCGGAACUACGACGUUUGGGUUUCCCAGCCGUCUUCUGUCGAGGAGCGGCGGCUCCGCCUCCUCCGCCGGAUGGGCCUCACUGGUGACCCUUCCCUCCUCCGCCAUCGCCCCUCCCUUUCCUUCUCCCUCUCAGAGGAUACAUUUUACAGCACAAAUAGCAGUUAUUCGAAAACCCUCGAUUGCACUAGUAAUUGCGUCAAUGGUUGUGAUGAUAGCAAUAAUUGUAAUGGUAGAGCUUUUGGGAUGGUCCGGUCCAAAUCAGAUGGGGGCUGUGAAUCACGCAGGAGUUUUCAAGAUGUUUCGGCUUCAGGUGAAGUUGCUGUUGACGUAAAUAAUGAUGAUAAGAGGAACUGUACAGGCUCUCCCUAUAAACCCCCCAAAGUGAAGUCUAAUAUCGAUGGUUCCAACCAUAACCGGAGCUUUAGUGAUGCACACCCACCUCGUGCAAGUGAUGAAGAGCUUUGUUGGAGCCUGGAGUGUAAUGGGGUUGAGAAUGUUAAUAGAAUGUGUAAGAUAAAGAAUCUCGACAAUGGGAAAGAGUUUGUGGUGAAGGAGACGAGGGAAGACGGGACUUGGAAAAAGAUAAAGGAAGUGAGAACCGGGCGUCACUUGACGACUGAGGAGCUCUCGUCUGAGAUGUUUGUCGGGACUUCACCAAUCGUGCAAGAGCUGAUGAGGAGACAGAAUUUCGAGGAUAGGGACAAGGAUGGCUUGAAUUCAAAUGCGGAUUGUGAUGUGUCUAAGUCGAAGAAGAGGAGUAAUUGGCUGAGGAGUAUGAAAAAUGUGGCAAAUUCAGUCACUGGUCACAAGGAGAGAAGGAGUAGUGAUGAGAGGGACACCUCGUCUGAGAAAGGCGGGAGAAGGUCGAGUUCUGCCACUGAUGAUAGCCAGGAUGUUUCCUUUCAUGGGCCUGAGAGAAUUAGGGUCAAGAAUUAUGGUAAGCCGGUUAAAGAGCUUACGGCACUUUACAAGAGCCAGGAAAUACAGGCCCACAAGGGGUCGAUUUGGGCGAUUCAGUUUAGUUUGGACGGGAAAUAUCUGGCCAGUGCCGGUGAGGACCGUGUGAUUCAAGUGUGGCAGGUUGUGGAGACUGAAAGGAAGGAGGAUUUCUUUUUCCAUAAAUUGGAAGAUGGGAAUUUCAAUCUUUUGUUUCUAGGAAAUGGGUUGUCCGUGCCAUCAUCGAUGUCACCGAAUUUGGAUGCACACUCGGAGAAAAAGAAGAGGGGGAGGAGAUUGUCCAUAGGCAGGAAAUCCGUGAGCUUUGAACAGAUUUUGGUACCCGAGACCAUAUUUGGCCUUUCAGAAAAACCUCUGUGUUCGUUUCACGGGCAUUUAGAUGAUGUGCUGGAUAUCUCAUGGUCCAAGUCUCAGCAACUACUUUCAUCAUCAAUGGAUAAAACUGUGCGCCUCUGGGAUCUGUCUAGCAAGUCUUGUUUAAAGAUCUUUUCACACAGUGAUUAUGUAACGUGCAUCCAGUUUAAUCCAGUUGAUGAUAGAUAUUUCAUCAGUGGAUCUCUAGAUGCCAAGGUGCGGAUAUGGAGCAUUCCUGAUCGCCAAGUCGUUGAUUGGAAUGAUUUGCAUGAAAUGGUCACUGCAGCUUGCUACACACCAGAUGGACAGGGGGCAAUAGUUGGUUCGUACAAGGGUAGUUGUCGUUUGUACAGCAUAUCAGAAAAUAAAUUGCUCCGGAAAAGCCAGAUCAAUCUGCAGAAUAGGAGAAAGAAAUCUCAUCAGAAGAAAAUAACUGGUCUUCAGUUUGCACCUGGAAGUACAUCAGAAGUGCUUGUGACUUCUGCAGAUUCCAGAAUUCGAGUCAUAGAUGGUGUCGAUCUUGUUCACAAGUUCAAAGGGUUUCGUAACGCGAACAGCCAAAUAUCAGCCUCCCUCACUUCCAACGGAAAAUACGCAGUCUCUGCAAGUGAGGACUCAUAUGUUUACAUAUGGAGACAUGAAGCCGAGUCCCAGCCAAACAGAACCAAUGGUGUGACGGUGACUCAAUCUUAUGAGUUUUUCCACUGUCAAGAUGUAUCUGUGGCAAUCCCUUGGCCAGCUGGCUCGUCUGACAAGUGGGCCCUCCAGGAUUGUCCUGUUGGAGGACAAAAUGGUAAUUAUUAUCAUUAUAAUGAAUACCAUCCCACUACACCAGCUGGGGAGACCAACUGCAGCGAAGGUAAUAGCACUCUCAAUGGACAUUUAUCUUGUGCCUCAAACGGCUACUUUUUUGAUAAAAUCUCCAUGACAUGGCCUGAGGAGAAACUUCUCUCGGCUACUGCUAAGAACGGAAGUCCUCGAGUUAGUGUGGACUUUUCAAAUGGGUUGUAUCAGAACAGGUCUGCGUGGGGUAUGGUUAUAGUAACUGCAGGCCUUAAAGGUGAAAUCAAGACAUUCCAGAAUUUCGGGACACCCUUGCGGAUUUGAAAAGCUGUUUUAGGAGUCCUAAACCCAGGUUAGCAAAAUUUGUACAGAUAUUCAGAGGGUGUGUAAAAUUAGUGAGUUUUUUUUUUUCUUUUUUUU